Molecule: messenger RNA, 957 nt
Organism: Brassica napus (rape)
Lineage: Eukaryota; Viridiplantae; Streptophyta; Magnoliopsida; Brassicales; Brassicaceae
Product: zinc finger BED domain-containing protein RICESLEEPER 2-like
Exons: 3
Coding region: 1-957 (318 amino acids)
Molecular function (GO): DNA binding
Source: RefSeq, a predicted model, not a curated record
AUGACGUUUGCAAAAUGCGUGGAUGCUGCUGGUAUAAAGGAGAAUGCUGGUUUGAUAAUGGAUGUGCAGAAAAGACGGAAUUCGACAUUCUAUAUGCUUGAAAGAGCCCUUCUGUACCGUGAAACGUUUGUUAAGUUGGAGAUACAUGAUAGGAGAAACUAUAAGUUUUUGCCUACAGCUACAAAAUGGAGCAAAGCUGAGAAAAUAUGUGUUUUCUUGGAGCCUUUUGCUAAGAUUACAAGUUUGAUGUCAGAUUCGAAAUACCCAACAUCGAACUUGUAUUUCUAUCAGGUAAGGAAGAUCCAUAAUUGGCUGCAGAUAAAUGAGGAAAACGAUGAUGAGAUUAUCCGAGACAUGGUGAUACCGAUGAAAGAGAAGUUUGAUAAGUAUUGGGAAGAAGUCAGUGAUCUUUUUGCAAUGACAGCUGUCUUUGAUCCACGCCUGAAGCUUCCAGUUGUAGAAUAUUGUUUAGGGAGACUUGACAUGAGUACACGUGAUGCAAAAAUGAAGAACUUGCGUCUGAAGCUGGAAAUUUUGUUUGAAUCAUACGACAAAAUAUCAAAGUUAACAUCACCUUCUGCAGAGCCUCGUAAGAUGGAUCAACAAAAUGUUUGUGGAGGACCAAAAGGAACAUUUGAGAACUAUGGUGUAAGUCUCCAGAUUUUUUUAGCGUUUCGCAAAAGUAGUGUUGCUGCGAGUGGAAAGACAGCUCUCCAAGCUUAUUUAGAUGAACCUGCGCUAGAUAUGGAUAGCUUUGAAAGUUUGGAUAUUCUCAACGGGUGGAAAGAUAAUACUCACAGGUGCUAUGCUCAGGAUAGAGAUGGCAGGACGGUAAAGGUGGGUCGGUACAUCCCAAUUGCCAUCAGUAGCGCAUGUGUUGAUGAAGAUCGGAGUCCCGCGGGCCUGUACCGCCAAGGCUUGUGCAAAUCGCGGGUCGGGAUUGGGCAGCACUUCUAG